GUGUCAGCAGCGGCACACAGGCGGGGAAGGAAAGGCAGUAGCAGUGGAUUGCCUGAUGCGAGGCCUAUCCCUGGUUCAAUCAAAGUUCCACAAAGCAAGCAAGGCCAAGUUGGAGCUCUUGCCAAUCAAGUACCAGUAGGUCGUAGUUGAGUACAGCCUUCUCGCUUUUGUCGUAAAAACCUCACCUCAGGCGACGCGAACGUCUGUGUCAGAGCCGAGCAGGACGCGGUUAGUCACCACGAGAUAUAUGUAAACGUCAGGUGCAGCCUUUGCCACAGGCGGAGCUCAUAGGGUGCAUUAGGGUUUCUGAGCUGCUUCGUGUACAGGACAGAAUUUACAAGGAGCGAUGCCACAGAUUCAGUGCCUGAUGUAGAUUCCAAGAUAAUAAAAUAGGUUCCGCCGUUUGAGCCCUGCUUCCCGAUCGGAGUGCUGCUGAUGACGAGCCUCUACGAAUCCCUCGCGUGAUUUCCCCUUCUCCGACGCCUGAGCCCACGCGAGCAUUGUCUGCCAUUCUUUCUAGGCUAGACCCUAACAACUAACUCGUUUACCUGGUCGCUGCGUACACAGCGGAAUCCAUUCGCGGCCCGCGUCUAGUCGCGAGUAACUACGUUCUGUCUGCUUAGCCUCUCCGUAACCCUAGCUCACGAACGCUACCCAUCGUCUCUAACAGAAACUACCCUGCAUUUUCAGGGUAGUCGUUCCUAGUAGUACUAACCCUCGAGAUUCGCCGUUUCUCGCGUUUUUCGCCUACUACGAUCGGCUCCCCUUCUCUUCUCGCCACCCGUCACGUUCGGCGUGCCUUUGAGUCGACUCAAACGCCUUCUCUCCGAGAAAGCCAUGGGGAAGCGCCUCGCGGUGCCGUGGUGGAUGCCGGCUUUAAUCGCGUGGACGCUCUGCUGGCUGGCUCUAUCCACGUUCGUCGUCUGGUCCACGCACAAGGCGGCGCUCGACCCGCUCAUGGCGGAUCUUAAAGCGUGGUGCGGCGCGCGCGUUCGGUACCUUGACCAGGAGAUCGCGUCGAACCUGAACCACGCCGAGGUGAACAUGGGGCUGAUAAAGGUGUUCAACGGCUUUGGCCCCAAGAGCCCCGACCUGGCGUACUGGGGGUACACGGGGUGCCUCAACAACCGGUCGUGGGUCCAAUACGCCGAGGCCACUCAGUACGCCAAGCCCUGGAUGACCAACGCGUGGUUGGCCUUUGUCGACGGCAACGACAGGCCCAUGGUAGAGCGGUCGCUGGGGUGCCAGUUCCAGAGCCUCAACAGCCUGGAGCCGAAGGUCAGCUCGAGGAAGGACUGCUACGUGGUGAACCUGUUCCAGUACUCGCCCUUCUUCAACUGGCCGCAGUGCACGGACUACAGCGACCGCUUUGGCGAGGGGUGCGGCAACCUCAACACCAAGUGGAAGAGCCGCGGUAGCCCGCCCUACCGCUUCAGGAAUGGAGAUAUUGGAUUCAGUUUUGGCAUUCCUGUGUUGCGCCAUCCAAUCGACGACAAUGCCACGUCGGCAGAGGUGCUGGCGGCGCUGGCGGGUUUCCUUGCGCCCGGUUUAGAUGCGGAGGCGCUUAUCAAGCACACACUCUUCUCUGUACUCGAUACAGGCAACUCCACGGCCCUCUCGUUCACCAUGUAUGACGUCACCAACGCGUCCAACCCCCUCAUGGUGUUCGGCGACACCCAGCCGUCCACCGGGCCCAACCCCAUCUACCCCAUGGUGCUCCCCGCGCCCAUGCCCCCGGGGGACAAGGUCGUGGAGCCCUUCCCCGACGACUUCAUAGGCAGAAGAUACGAGGGGCACUGCCGGUACCGCCACCCGCCGCCCGUCUGGAGCACGCUGCUCGCGCCGAUACUUCUUGGGCUGCUGGUGCUGCUGGUGGCGGCGCUGUUGACGUUUAUCAUAGGAUCCCUGGCGAGGAAGAAGGCGAGGAUCCGGCAGCAGAUGGAGGAGCUAGAGGAGUAUACGCUGGCGUUAGAGCAGGCUGAGAGGUCCAAGAGCGAGUUUGUGGCGAACCUGUCGCACGAGCUGAGGACGCCUAUAACGGGGAUGCUGGGCAUGAUGGACUGGCUGCUGGAGUCGAGCAUGUCGGAGUGGCAGCAUCGGGAUCUGCUGGACGCCAAGACAUGCGCCGUGGAGGCGAUUGGGCUGCUGAAUAGCGUGCUGGACCUGGCUAAGCUGCAGGCCAAUCGGUUGGUGCUGGAGGCGCUCCCCUUCAGCCUGCACCAGUGCGUUGACCUGGCUGUUCGCACUCUCAUGCCCGACGCCCACAAGAAGAACCUGCAGUUCAUCUGCAGGAUUCACGCGAGUGUGCCGGACGUUCUCAUCGGCGACCCCACACGCGUGGCCCAAGUGAUGCGGGAGCUCAUCUGCCACGCCAUUCGCAACACAGUCUCAGGGCGGAUCAUUCUGCACCUCUGGUGCAUGCCGGCUCCCGUGCCUAUCCAAGCAGUAGCUGAGGCCGCCGAACCUGACCUGGAGGCUUGGAUCCGAGGCUUGCAGGCUGGGAAAGAGGGCGGGGAGAAGGAGUGGGACGUGUACGGUGGCAAGGGAAUGGCCUCUGAUGCUAGAGGAGUGCCUUCUGCUGCUAUCGAUGAUGCUUAUGGAGGGGAUAAAGGGCAAAAGGAGGUGCUGCUGGCACGAAUUAAUGGGGGUGGCAGUGCUGACUGCUGUAGAGGUAGUGGUGGUGCUGGUGCUGCUGAUGCCGGAGGUGGUGAUGGUGGUAUGGAUGGUGCUUGUGGUGUUGGCUGUUUUGGGCUGAGGCAGGGCAGUGGGCGGGAGAUGGGCGGCAGUGGGCGGGAGGUAGGCGGCAGGGAGAGAAGAUCGGAGGACUCCUGUGAAGCGAGCUUCAGAUACAGCCUCUCCCAGGAUGAUCCACGCCUCUCUGACCCGCCGGUAACAGGAUUCAUGCGCUCCUGCAGCCAAUCACUCGGCAGUCAACCCAGUCAACCCAGUCAAUCCAUUGGGAACUCCAGUCAUCCCAAUCAGUCCACACACGGCAUGGAAGCCCCCCCGCCCACGGCUCACCACGACCUUGGGCAUGGGACCGAGCAUGGUGCACUCCCCGAGCCUGAGCCCUGGAUGCUCCACCCGCCCAUCCCUCACCUCCUCACCGCCGAGGCUUGCCGCGAGGUUCGGCGGUCCGCGGCUCGGUUCCGCCAAGCCAUGGUGUUUGCCUCGGCAGCUGCUGGGGAGGAUGGGGAGGAGGAAGGGGGAGGUGGGGGAAUGGGGGGGGGGAGGAGGAGGGGGGGGAGGAGGAGGAGGAGGGUGGAGAGGGUGCAGUUGGUGAUGGCGUGUGAGGACACGGGGUGUGGGAUUCCAUGGGAGGAGAUGCGGUGGGUACUGGACCCAGAAGGCCACGGGGAAUUCGUUCAAGAGGAGGAGAUGAAUGCAUACAUUCGGGCUACAGACGGCACCGCUACCACCAGCACUACCACCAGCACCACUCCUUCUGCGGGGCGAGCACGGAGCAGCGCCCUCUCCCGCCUGCGCUCGCUCGCCCAGAGGGUUGUGAAGGGCCUGGCUGGAGGCGGGGGUGGGUCGUCUGAGGAUGGCCUGUAUGCUCGCGUGGGGAAGGGGUUUCAGGACGCCUGGACGCCCUAUCCCGUGCGCUUCCUCCUUUCUGCAAGCCUGGUGAGUCUGAUGCGUGGGUGCAUGGGAGUGGCCACUCAGGAGCAGCUCGGCUCCACCAUCAUGGUCUCCCUGCCAAUGAAGAUGCGCCACGUGGCACAUCCAACAUCCGCUGGAGAGGAGCAGGAGGAGGAAGAGGAGGGAGAGGAGGAUGGGGCGGGGGAAGACGAGCAGGGAGAGGAGGGAGAGGAAAGCGAGGGGAGUGAAGGGGGCGAGGGCAUGGAGGAGGCGUUGGCAUGGGUGGAGAUGCGGUGGAGCACCAGUGAGGCGGUGGAGGGCAGGCGGGCGCUGGUGGUGGAUGGGGACGACGCACGCGCAGAGGCCACAUCCAUAGCCCUCCGGUACUUUGGCAUGCAUGUUACCAUAGUGGGCACUCAGAAGGAAGCUGCUCGGAAGAUUCUGGGGAGGCAGUCGGAAUCCGCGUGGCGGUUUGCUGAGAAGCGGAUGAGUGAGGCGAGGAGGAGGGCGAGGAGGGCCAAGGGGAAGGAGGGGGGGGUGAAAUUAGGGGAAGGGGAGCACUCAGGGGAGGGGGAUAAACCAGAGGAGAGGCCAAAGGAAGGCCGCAAUGCGGCGGAUGAGGAAGGGGAGGGGAAGAGGGAGGAAGAGGGAGGGGAGAGUUGCGAGAUGGGAGAGGAGGGUGCAUGGGAGGAGGAACAGGAGGGUCCAUGGGGCGUGGUGCUGGUGGAAGCUGAUGCGUUUGGCAAGAGUGGGAGUGUGGGGGCUAACUCAAAGUCCGAAAUUAGUGGUGGUGAAGAGGGUGCUCAGGGCGCUCAGGCCAGUCAGGGCGGUCAGAUCAAGCCUGGGCCAGUGAACGGCUCUGAUGCACCCCAGAGCAAGUCAGGGAUCGGUUUCGGCCGUCGGAUCAAGUUUGAUCACCGCAGCCUCGUUCUCUUCCACUCUUCGGCUGUGCGCGCUCCCAACUCCCCUCCCCGCACUCCUUUUCCCUCUUAUGGUGCUUCAACUCAUGCGGCUCCCAACUCCCCUCCCCCCACUCCCUCACACGCCCAUGAAGCGCCACCAGCACCAGCAGCAACACCAGCAGCAGCAACACCAGCACCAGCAGCACCGCCACCAGUGCCGUGCAGCCUUCCUCCCCUCGUGCUGACGGGCCAGGGCUCUAUGAGCGUCAACCACGCAAGGGUGCUCGCAGCAGGGUUUGCCGACACUCUCCCCCAACCAUGGCUCGUGGCUGAUCUUGCGCCGUGCCUUCAUGCUAUUUUCGCUCCCCUCGACCAAUACGACGACCUUUCAGAUUCCUCCACCAAUCACAUCGCGCCAGCCGUCCCCUCCUCCUCCUCCUCCCUCGCCCCCUCCACGCCUCCCCGCCCCAAAUCCCCGCAAUACCGCUCCAAAGCCGCGCUCGCGCUCUCAAAGCCCGAGGACGCCGCCGCUUUGCUAAAAGAGAUGCUUAGCGGGAAGGAAGUUCUAGUGGUGGAUGACAACGCGGUGAACCGCAUGGUGGCAAGGAAAACGCUGCAGGGCUUAGGGGCGAAGGUGGAGCUGGUAGAAAGCGGGGAGAAGGCUCUGGAGAGACUAAACAGUGCAAAUACGUUCUUCAUGCUGCUGAUUGAUCUGCACAUGCCCCCUGGGAUUGACGGCUAUGAGACUGCUCGCCGCAUUCGAGCCAAGUUUCCUGCUGCCACUGCUGCACCCACCACCAGCACCGCCACCUCCUCCUCCUCCUCUGCCUCCAUCCCCAAGCUCGAAUCGCAGCCAUCCUUUUCGGUUGCCGCUGCUGCCGCCGCCACUGCACCCGCCACCGCCAGCACCGCCAGCACCGCCAGCACCGCCACCAUCGGCUGCACCGCUUCCUCGUCUUUCUCCUCUUCUUCCAUCCCCAUGCUCGAAUCACAGCCAUCCUUUGCCGCUGCUGCCGCUGCCACUGCCACUGCUACUGCACCUGCCACUGGCACUGCCACCACCACCAUCACCAGCAUCCCCAAGCUCGAAUCACAGCCGUCCUUUGCCUUCCACCCAGGCUGUCUAACCCCACUGGACCUGGACGCACCGGGAGAAAUUGAACCAACUCUUGCCACAGCCGCAACAGCAGCAGCAGCAGCAUCAGCAGGCCCUUUCCACAGGCAGGUGAUAUUCGCUCUGACAGCAGACGUGGAUGCGAGUGUGAGGCAUUCGGCCAAGGAGGCGGGUAUGGAUGGCACUCUGUCCAAGCCCAUCGUGCACCCCGAGCUGCUGAGCGCCCUCAAGGCUGCUGGGGUCACCUUGCACUAGGACUCAUGCACCUAGUCUAAGGUGCCUCACAAGGAGGUGGGUAUGGACGGCAUGGCAUUGUCUCCAAGCCCAUCGUGCACCAGGAGUUGCUCAGGGCUGUUAAAGCGGCUGGCGUGAGCCUGAUGUGAAAGACGCGGUCACCUCAUGGGGCUCACGAGGAGGCAGGCGGCCAAGGAGGGGGAGGGGCUCUGGAUGGCACCGUGGCACUCUCUCCAAGCCCAUCGUGCACCAGGAGCUUCUGAGCGCCCUCAAGGCUGCCGUGGUCACCCUGCUGUGAAGGACACAUUCAGGCAGUCACUUCAAGGGUCUAUGGAUGGCAUGCUCUCAAAACCCAUCGUGCACCAGUAGCUGCUGAGUGUUAUCAAAACUGCUGGCGUAAGCUUGCUGUACAAGGUGUGGGCGCUUACACAUGUCUCAGGAGGAGGCGGGCGUGCAAGGAAUGCAGGUAUGGAUGGAUGGCACGCUGUCCACCAAACCCAUCGUGCACCAGGAGCUGCUGUUUGGCAUCAAAGCUGGCAGUGCCAUCUUGCACAGUAAAUGAAAUCGGUAGUGUAUGUAUGCAAUGAAUGCACUUGACACUUGCUACAAGAAGCUGCUGUGUUGUAUCUAAGCAGCUGAAGGGGAAGAUCAAAUACAUUCUAAGUAAUUAU
Closterium sp. NIES-67 is the source of this 6503-nucleotide messenger RNA. The record is from the annotation of a GenBank genome assembly. NCBI's taxonomy places the organism in Eukaryota, Viridiplantae, Streptophyta, Zygnematophyceae, Desmidiales, Closteriaceae.